Manis javanica (Malayan pangolin) is the source of this 2407-nucleotide messenger RNA. RefSeq names its product mediator complex subunit 9 (gene MED9). The record is from RefSeq and is a predicted model, not a curated record. Gene Ontology annotation, molecular function: transcription coregulator activity. Gene Ontology annotation, cellular component: mediator complex. Gene Ontology annotation, biological process: regulation of transcription by RNA polymerase II. Lineage: Eukaryota; Metazoa; Chordata; Mammalia; Pholidota; Manidae.
GCCCCCGCGGGCGCACGGUGGUGACGUAAGGGAGCGCGACGCUUCCGGAGGGCAGACUGCUCCGGCCUUGCAGACUAGUGGGAGUCCCGACUGCCAUGGCUUCUGCUGCGGUGGCCCCCGGGAGACAGGCCGAGGAUGCGUUACCGCCCCCGGGAGAGCCGCCGCUGCCCGAGACGAAGCCGCUGCAGCCUCCGCAACCGCCGUCGGUCGCCGCGCCUCAGUCGCAGCAGUCCCCAGCGCCGAGGCCUCAGUCACCGGGCCGCGUGAAGGGGGAGGAGAAUUACUCCUUUUUACCUUUGGUUCACAACAUCAUCAAAUGCAUGGACAAGGAUAGCCCAGACGUCCACCAGGACCUGAACGCCCUCAGAACCAAAUUCCAAGAGAUGCGAAAGGUCAUCAGCACCAUGCCCGGCACCCACCUGAGCCCUGAGCAGCAGCAGCGCCAGCUGCACAGCCUCAGGGAGCAAGUCAGGACCAAGAAUGAACUGCUGCAGAAGUACAAAAGCCUCUGCAUGUUCGAGGUCCCCAAGGACUAGAUGCAACCAGCUUCCAGGGGUGCCUAAGGGGCUCCCUGUGUCUCCUGUCACCUCCAGUCAGCUCAUUUGGCCAUUUAAUGUGAAGAAUGGCCAAAUCACUUCAGACCCCACAGCACUUGCCCCAGGGUUGGAGGGGACUGUGACCUCUGCACUGGCUCAGACAGGUUUCCAGGUGAGAACUUGCCUCCAGCAUGUCAGGUUCCUCUUGUCCUCAUUUAAAAUUUGUUCCCCCCCCAACCCCUGCCUCCUCAGUAAAGAAUCAACCACAAACAUUUACUGCACUGCAAACAGAGGUGAUCAUGGUGUACUUCUUCAAAGGGCAGCUCUAAGUGAUGGUUCCAGUGGCCCCCCUGGCCAGAUGUGACAGUAUAGUUCUCAGUCUUUUCUGAAGGGGUGGGGUGAGCUAGGCCUGGAAGAUAUGCAGCCACGUUCUGGUUCAUAGUGUUUUAUAAACACCCCUCAUUUCUUCCUAAUGGGACAUUUUAUUUGUGUGCUCUUCCCAUGACUGACAGGCUGAGUUCUUUCCCUUGCCUCUUAAGAAUGAGGUGAGAAGUAACCAAAUAUUGUUUAGCUCUAGAAAUGGGCACAUAGCCUGUACUGACCAAUUCAGGGGCUUAACAGAUGCCCGUUGAUUGGCCUCGUUGGCAGGCGUACCGGUUGAAGAUGUUUUUGGCAUGGUUUUAUUGGGGCCUGUGUGCAGUACCUGUCAGAUGGCCGGCGCGCUGGGAGCUCAGGGGGUGUGAAGGGGGAUCAGGUCUCAGUAACUUCGGACGGAGAGCAGGCUCUGGAUGUCAGUGGUGGUGACCUGUUAGAUCAGUUCUACCUUGGGACUGUUACGUAACUGAAUCAGUUAUUUUCUUGAAAUUUCAGAGUAGUGUGUGGGCCCGUUUUAAGGCUCUGACCAAAUGCUGUGAAACACUAGGCACGUAGAAAUACGAGACAGCUGGGGCCUUUCUGCAAGGCUGAAAUGGACAAGGGCUUCUCACUGGGCAGAGGGAGAUAGAACCCUUCACAUAUUCCAGUGUUUGACGCAGGAUGUUUUUCAGGAGUACAAUCAAAGAACUUGGGCUCUGCUCACAGGACAUCUUGGUUUUUUACUGAGACAUUCAUAGUAGCAUGAUGUCUAUUUUGGAUAGGUAAGAGGAAAGUGCUCCCUUUGCCUCAAGGAGACAGAACAAACUGAGCAACUGUGCUGUGCAGCCUCCCCCCGCAACCCCCAACUGCAGGGCAGACACAGCGAAGGCCCAGGAAAACAGAGUAGCUCCUGUCAGGAGAGGCACCUGUCCCCAAAGGCGCAGUUGGCCUGUCGGGUCAUCCUGUCUGCCUGUGAUUCAUUGCCCCUGGGCUGUCCUUACGGCAGAGGUGUGUUCAGUCCUGGUGAGGAGCUGCCCCCACUGGGCAAUAGUAAAUGCCCCUCAGAGGGCUGAGCACCCUCUUGAAGCCACCAUUCACAAGGACUACUGAGUGGCUACCCGUCCAUGCACAUUUCAUCCUCCCAGCAACCCCAUGCAGAGGAUGCUCUGUCCCAGGGUGAAGAAGCUGAGGCUUGGCCCCUGGCAUGUGACCUGAGCUUACACAGGGAGGGGUGGCAGAGAUGCUGGGUCCUGGGUUUGAGAGAGGGUGCCUUCGACUGCUGACAAGAUUGCAAGGCAGAGAAGGGUUCUGGGCCCCCUCCUGGAGCAACAAGCACUUACUGAAGCUGGAGGGGCACGGGAAUUGGGGUGCGUGAACUGUCUCCAGCAGCCCCUGGGGCCUGGAGAGGAGCGAGGCACCAGGGCCCUUGCCAGCCUAACACCAGUUGAGGCUCCAUUUCCUUAGUUGUGAAUGCAGGGCCCACCUGACACCUCAAAGCAUCUGCAUGCUUCAGGGUU